Molecule: messenger RNA, 4798 nt
Organism: Ictidomys tridecemlineatus (thirteen-lined ground squirrel)
Lineage: Eukaryota; Metazoa; Chordata; Mammalia; Rodentia; Sciuridae
Gene: Ska3
Product: spindle and kinetochore associated complex subunit 3
Biological process (GO): mitotic cell cycle; chromosome segregation
Cellular component (GO): outer kinetochore; spindle microtubule; kinetochore
Source: RefSeq, a predicted model, not a curated record
UCUCGCGAGAGAAGACUUCUGCGCCUGCGCAGAAGCAAGGACGUUUCCGGCAUUUACAGAUUCAAAUUAGUGGCGGGUUUGGACGGAUCCGGAGCGUAGGUUUAUCCGCUGGUACCUAGGUUCUUGUUCAUCUGCCCUCACCCAUGGACCCGAUCCAGAGCUUCUACUGCAAGUUGCGGUCUCUGGCCAGCACACUAGACUGCGAGACGGCCCGGCUGCAGCGAGCCCUGGACGGAGAGGAAAGCGAUUUUGAUGAUUAUCCAGUGGGAAUUUUACAUGAUCUUCAUUCAGAAGUCCAGACUUUAAAGGAUGAUGUUAAUAUUCUUCUUGACAAAGCAAGAUUGGAAAGUCAAGAAAACAUUGAUUUCAUAAAGGCAGCAAAAAUAUUGAUGAAAAAAAAUUCAACGGAUAUCAUAAAAAUUAGAGAGUUUUUCCAGAAGUAUGGAUAUAAUCCACGUGUCAAGGAAAGUUCAGUUUGUGAGCAAGAACUCACUAACUCUACCCAAGAGAUGGCUAAAUGUGAGAAUUUUGAAAAGCCUGAUGUGAAGGAUGAUAUGUUUGAUCCUUCUAUUCCAAGCAGUUCUGUUUCUAAGAAGAUUCCACGUAGUCCACAACUUUCGGAUUUUGGACUUGAGCGAUAUAUGAUAUCCCAAGUUUUACCAAACCCUCCACAGGCAGUAAACAACCAUAAGGAAGAGCCUGAAAUUCAAACUCCACCUACCAGUCAGUCACUAGUUAAAAUACUAAAAACUCCAAAAUGUGCUCUAAAAAUGGAUGAUUUUGAGUGUAUAACUCUUAAUGUAGAACAUUUUGGUAUCUCUGAACAUACUUUCUGUUUAAAUGAAGAUUAUACAAUGGGACUUAAAAAUGUGAAGAAUAUUAAAAGUGAGAAGACCCUAGAAAGAGAACCCAUGACCAAUAAUUUUUCUGUUACUCCUGGCCCCAUAAUUCAGCAGCUGGAAAAAAGUGAUGUCGAGUGCACAAAUUCCCCAUUGGCACCUACAUUCUGCACUCCUGGCUUGAAAAUUCCUUCCACAGAGAACAGCACAGCUGUGGUAUCCACAAAUUAUCCAUUACCAAAAAUAAAUAGUUCAUCAAAUGAUGUGGAAGUUGAAGAUUACACUCCACUAGUUUUAAAAUCAGAUGAGUGCUUUGAGAAUUUUAUGGAUCCCUUUUCUCCUACAAUUUCUUCUUACGAGAAUCUACUUAGAACACCUACACCCCCAGAAAUAACUGCAAUUCCAGAGGAUAUUCUCCAGAUGGACACAAUAACUAUUUUAUUCGUUUGUUUUUAUGUGAUGCUGAGGACCAAACCCAUUGCCUCAAUAUACCAGAUUUUGUCAAAAUGCAACUCAAACAUAGCUACUCCAGUAGCAGUAAAGGCAGUGCCACCCAGGAGAGGUUUCCUCAAAUACAAAAGACAGAAUACCCAAGAUGCUGGCGACAAAGAAAACUGGUGAAAGGUUUUGGUUUCAUUCUCUCACUCAGCUCCUUCUAUCACAUGGCAGCUGAUCUUUCAAGCUCUACUCUCCAGGUUGGCCACUCAGCAGAUCCUGAACCUCACUCUCUGGAAGGUUCCAACGUCUGGACCUGGGCCCACAGGCCUCCUACGUACCAUUGGCUAGGGCCACAGGAGCCUUUAAAACUACCUAGCAGAUUCAAACUGCCCCAUCCAUUAAGCUCAAGAUCCAUCUGAUUAAAAGCAACAAAGAACUUUUCAAAUUAUAGUCAACAGGAAAGUAGGACCUACCAUACUUUGGAGAUCAGCUAAAAACUUGAAAUUAGUUGACAGUUAUGACUAGGUGCUUGAAAGGCUCGGCUUUAAGAAAUUCAAUAUGGUAAAAUUGCCUUCUUAUAAUUGUGUUUUCAAAGUCAUGUGAAAGACCUGUGACAUUGACCUGUGUUAAUUUUGUCAGAAAAUUGUCACUAAAACCUGAUUUAUUUCUUGGCCAGGAAUUACUAUAGUUUUAAGUAUGAUUUUUGCUAAAUAUAGUGUAAGUUUUCAACAUAUUAUUUUCAAGGUAAAGCUGCUCUAGUGCACUUUAUGUAUGCUGAUAACUGAAAUUUAUUAUCAGCUUUUCAUUCACUGUAACAAUCCAUAGAACAAUCCAAUGUAACAAUCCAUAGAACCAGAUGAGAUUGCUGAAGGAGGAAGCAGUAGAAAGAGGCAGAGUGAUACAGCAUAAGGGGGUUGGGAAAAGUGGUCAAUUACUUUAAUACUUUACUCAAGUCAAGUAACAAGAGAACUGAGGAUUGAUCACUAGAUUUGGCAAAGUUGAUUCAACAACAGUAAUUUUGGUGGAGUACUAGUGAGGGAAGUCUGGUGGAUCUAAGAAGACAGGGGUGAGGAAAUAGACAAUGGCUUUAGACUGCUCUUUUGAGGACUUGUUAAUGAGGGGAAGAGAAACAGUGCCACUAGAGGGAUAUGGAGCAUAAAGACUUCUUAAAAAUGAGCAAAAAAAAAAAGAUUUAGGCAUUUGCCUAUAAGGGAGCUGCAUUUGUUUUAUGAUGGCCUUGGGCCUUCAAAUUUAUUUUGUUCAAAAUUUAUUAUUUUCUGAAUCUUUACUACCUUCCAUGAUCCUAGCUUGUUACUUAGAAUAGUGAUGCUUCCAGCUUCAAAUGUUGGGAUCUUUCAAGCACGUCUUCACAUUGCUGUUCAAAUGAAAUCCAGUAUCCUGAUUUGACUCCAGCUGAUGUCUCCCUCCUGCAGUGUGAUACCCUAGCCACACCACCACCAUCUUUUGUUUUCCCCACUCUUCCUGCAUCAGGACCUUGGCAGACACUAGAACUUAGAACCCAGCAUUUAGCAGAAUCUCAAUCCCUUAGCAUUGCCAGUCAGUGUCGGCAAAGGAGCCUAGAGAAAGUAGAAAAGAGCAGCACAAUAUCUUUUCUGGAGGUAGAGGAACACCUGGAGCUGCUUUUUACUACAGAAACAGCCUGCCAAGCAUGGGACCCUACACAAGACCCCUAACAAGAAGAAUGAGGUGUGAGGACCCCCAUGGUCAACCAAACUAACACCAGCUAGCUCUACCCCUGGACUUUCCAGUGAAAUGAUCCAUAAAAGUCCUUAUGAUUAAACUAGCUGAACUUUUCUGGUUAUUUCAAACUUGUAAGAAAGUUCUGAAUGAUGUGUUUAUCAGGUCUCAGAUUAAAUGUCAUUUUAUCAAAAACUUUAUGUAUCCUGCCACUAUGAAGGAGUCCCUCUCCUUUUUUGGUACCAGGGGUUAACUCAAGGGCACUGGACCAACCACAUCCCCAACCCUGUUUUAUUAUUUAUAGACAGGGUCUCACUGAGUUGCUUAGCACCUUGCAUUUGCUAAGGCACUAGGAUACAGGCAUGCGUCACAGCCCCCAGUUUCUCCCCCUUUUUAAAAGUUUCUUUCUUAACACCUGUUUUUGUUUGGCCUUCACAUUACUUGGUAGAAUUUGUAGUAUUUAUUUGAAUAUACAUUUAUUUAAUGUUUUCUGCCCUGCUAGAUUACAACCUUUAUGAGUCUUAGGACCUUGUUUGCUGUGUUCAUUACCCUGGUAUCUAGCAUGUUUAUUGAAUGAAUUGGUGAUAACAUUAAACAAUUACUGAGUAAUAAUUGAAUUACUAUUUAAUUCUUAAAUUUGAAGCAGGCACGUUGAUGCUUUAAUGAUUCACUUUUCUUUCCCAUUUCCCACCCGGGUCUUCCUGAUAAUCUCCAAUUUAAUCUCAGAUGUACCUUAACGCUCUGCCAUUACUCCAAUUCUCAUCCUGAUCAUCCUAACAGCAUUUGGCAUUCCUACCUCCUUGUGUUGAACCGACAGCAGUACAUAAGGUUGCAUAACCUCAUUUCCUCUUUUGUUCAUGCUGUAUCCUUAUUCUGGAGUAUAAUUCCCACUUGUCUUUCAGGAGUUGGACAAGUUCAAAUGUCAUCUCUUGUUAUCCUAUUUUCAGUAGCAAUGUUUCUCAUGACACUUUUCUGUUCACCUUUUAUUCAGUUUUUUUUUUUUUUCCUCCCUGCUAGACUAAGGUUUUCUGAGGAAAGAAAAAUCUGUAUCUCAUCUGUGUAAUUGGUCCACAACACCUGGUACCUAAGAUAGUCAUGCUACUGGAAAGACUGAGAGGACAGGGACUAGAGUAUUCAGGAGUAUUGUAAAUUCUCUGCCACUUCCCAAUAAUUACUAUUCAGAAUUCACAGAUUUUAAAAAUCCCUAAGGCAGUUCACCUCAUUCACAAUUUAAAUUGCUUUAAUUUCAUCAAAUUCUGUUAAGAUUGUCUUAGUUGAUUGUAAUUGGGGUAAUUUUAAUUGUAGAGUUAAGUCUGAACAGCCAGAGGCACAAAGGAAGGGGACAGAAAUACUGAAAACAGCAAAGAGAAAGCAGCUGUGACCCAGCAGAAGUAAUUCAUUUUACUGACCCAGAACUCUCAAAGGCGGGGAAGUUGGAGAUGGGGAGGGCGGGCAGCCCUUAAGCAGGUGGGUACCUGGCUAUAGUGGCUGUGAGGUUGAUGAAAAACAACUAAAGUUCCUACUGUGGAACCAAAGCAGAAUUUCAUAGGAACAAUGGUUGGAGAGGUGGCUGUGAAGGCCCUGAUGCCACAAAUGUCAACUGAUAUCAAUUGAUGGUCAUAAACUUACUGCACAAAAGAGAACAUGCACUAACAGGUACAAUAAACGCCAUGUUGAAUGGUCUGUUUCUAAUCAAUAAGAAACAAAGCAGACAGAUGUCAUUUGGCUACUCUUCCACUCAUUCUGGAAACCCUGGAUAUCUUAAAACAGAUUUGUGGUUUGUAUAAAAGUCGAAUAAAGCGGGUCUAUUUAUUUUCAAUGAC